Molecule: messenger RNA, 2757 nt
Organism: Closterium sp. Yama58-4
Lineage: Eukaryota; Viridiplantae; Streptophyta; Zygnematophyceae; Desmidiales; Closteriaceae
Source: the annotation of a GenBank genome assembly
AUGGCUUCCAUCCGCGUGCUGUCGUUCGAUGCUGAGGGCCGCCCUGUGCAGUUCACCACCUGGCUAGAUGACCUGCAGCUGUUCCUUCUGAGCGAUAGCAAGGAGCAUGUGUCGCUCUAUGAUUACGCGUCUGGUGCUGCACCUGCCCCUCCUGCCACAGCUGAGCUUAGUGUUCGUUCCCACUGGCAGACUCGUGACGCAGCUGCUCGCCUAGCCAUUCGCAGUCACCUGCCGUUAGCUGAGCUCGAGCAUUUUGGCGACUGCAAAUCCGCUAAGGCCCUGUACGAUGCUGUCGUUGCUCGCUACUCCUCGCCUGCCACAGCCGAGCUUAGCCGCCUCAUGCUGCCGUACCUGUUCCCUGACCUGUCCACCUUUGCUACAGUCGCCGAUCUUAUCACCCACCUUCGCACUAGUGAUGCUCGCCUUCGUGCCGCCCUUCCCACCGAGUUCUGCGCUAAGAACCCCCCUCCCCUGUACUGGACACUCCACUUCAUAGUCACCCGUCUCCCUGACACCCUCAGCUCAGUUCGAGACCACUUCCUUGCUCGCUGUCCCACUGAGCUCACAGUCGCCCUCCUAGAGGAGCAGCUGCUAGCGGCCGAAAAGAGCAUUGUAGCUGUCGGUGCUGCUCGUGGCGCUCCUCGCACCCCCAUCUUUGAGGGGUGUUCUCCCUCUCCAUCUUUGUCGGUGCUGCUGCUGUUGACUUCCUUGGUGCUGAGUCUGCUGGCGCUGCUUCUGCUCCUAGUGGGAGGCGCCGCACCGGCAAGGGCAAGGGGGGCAAGGGUGGCGGGGGUGGCGCUGGGGGGGGAGGAGGUGGGGGGGUGCGGUGCUGGAGGGAGCGGUGGCGGGAGUGCUGGUGGGAGUGGGGUCGGCAGCGGAGGCGGGGGCGGCGGAGGGAGCGGUGGCGGUGGUGGCGGCGGCGGCGGUGGCGGCGGCGGCGGCGGCGGUGGCGGCGGCGGCGGUGGCGGUCGGAGCGGAGGUAGUGGUGGUGGCGGAGGUCGGAGUGGAGGCACCGGCUCGGGACAGGGCUCCCAGCAGCAGCAGCGUCCCCAGACGACCCAGCAGCUUCGUGAGUGGCUUGCUCAGCGUGGGACGUCGGGGGGCAAUGGCCGCUGUUCCUAUGUCAUUCGCACAGGUGACCGCAAGGGACAGACGUGUGGGAGGUUCCACACCCCGUACCGCUGCUUCUCCCGCCUUGACGACGCUUGGCGUGAGGAGAUGGGCGAGGAUGUUGAGCGCCCCUGCUGGGCGGAGCUGAUGAGGGCUGGUGUUGAUAUCUUUGCUCUUGACUAUGAUGCUAUUAUUGCUGCCAUGUAUGCAUUGACUGUUAGUGCCGAGGGAGACUGUUACUUGUGUGUGCCGCCUGACCCAGGUAUAGAGCCCGCUGCCCUGGGUACUAGUGAGUCUGCUCUCUCCGGUAUGGUGCCCCCUGUACUUGCUCCCUCCAGUGCUGUCCCGGCUGUUUGCGAGUCUGCUCUCUCAGGUACAGCACCCACAGAGACUGCUCUCUCAGGUACCGCACCGGCUGAGGCCUGUCACACCUUCACCCUUGACUCAGGUGCUUCCCGCUGUUUCUUUCGUGACAGUACUGAGCUCACACCGCUUCCUGCACCGGUCCCAGUCUCCUUGGCUGACCCCUCUGGGGGCCCAGUCCUUGCCCAGUCCACCACUGUGCUCCCUUGUCCGGCGGUUCCGUCUGGCUCGUUGUCGGGUUUCCACCUCCCCUCGUUCUCGACGAACCUGGUGAGCAACGCUGUCCUCCAGGAUCAGUGGGUUGACACCUUCACCCCAGGAGGACAGCGUGUGGCGAUCUGCACGUGCUCCAGGACCGGCCGUCACCUGGCUACGUUUACCCGUCGGCCGGGGUCGAGUCUCUACACACUGACCACUGCGUCUCCUCAGGUCGCUGCUGUCGGUCAGGUGUCCGCGUCAGGUCUGGUGGCCCACGCCUGUGAGUGUCGUUCCCUGUCGCACCAGACUCUUCUCUGGCACCACCGCCUGGGUCACCCCUCCUUGCCACGCCUCCGUGGCAUGCACCGUCGCCGCCUUGUGUCUGGUCUUCCCAGGUCUCUCCCUCCCCUCCCUGCCUCGCCUGCGCCGCCUUGCCUUCCUUGCGUCGAGGGGCGGCAGCGCGCCGCUCCUCACUCCUCCUCGUUCCCCCCGACAGAGGCUCCUCUGCAGACCCUCCACCUGGACGUGUGGGGCCCAGCCCGCGUUCGUGGCCAGGGCGGUGAGCGGUACUUUUUGCUGGUUGUCGACGACUACUCGCGUUACACCACGGUCUUCCCCUUGCGCACCAAGGGUGAGGUCCCUGCUGUUCUGAUCCCUUGGAUCCGCACAGUUCGUCUCCAGCUCCGCCGCCGUUUCCGGACGGAUCUUCCUGUCCUGCGUCUGCACUCUGACAGAGGUGGUGAGUUUUCCUCCGAUCUCUUGAGGACCUUCUGUCAGGCGGAGGGCAUCGAGCAGACCUUCACGCUUCCGGACUCCCCACAGCAGAAUGGGGUUGCUGAGCGUCGCAUUGGCCUGGUCAUGGAGGUCGCUCGUACCUCCUUGGUCCACGCGGCGGCUCCCCAUUUUCUGUGGCCGUUUGCUGUCCGGUACGCCGCGCAUCAGCUCAACCUCUGGCCCCGUGUCUCCUUGCCGGAGACCUCGCCCACACUGCGUUGGACGGGGGAGGUUGGCGAUGCGUCGCGCUUCCGGGUGUGGGGUGCUCGUGCCCUUGUCCGCGAUACAGGUCCACUGGUGAUCCCCGAUUGA